Molecule: messenger RNA, 2263 nt
Organism: Mustela erminea (ermine)
Lineage: Eukaryota; Metazoa; Chordata; Mammalia; Carnivora; Mustelidae
Gene: RIC8A
Product: RIC8 guanine nucleotide exchange factor A
Exons: 10
Coding region: 1-1590 (529 amino acids)
Biological process (GO): G protein-coupled receptor signaling pathway
Cellular component (GO): plasma membrane; cytoplasm
Molecular function (GO): G-protein alpha-subunit binding; guanyl-nucleotide exchange factor activity
Source: RefSeq, a predicted model, not a curated record
AUGGAGCCCCGGGUGGUGGCGGAUGCCGUGGAGGCGGGGGAGGAGGACGUGAUUAUGGAGGCUCUGCGCACGUACAACCGGGAGAACUCCCAGAGCUUCACGUUUGAGGACGCCCAGCAGCAGGACCGGAAGAGGCUGGCGGAGCUGCUGGGCUCGGUCCUGGAGCGGGGCCUGCCGCCCUCCCGCCGCGUCCCCUGGCUGCAGAGCAUCCGCAUCCUGUCCCGGGACCGCAGCUGCCUGGACCCCUUCACCAGCCGCCGGAGCCUGCAGGCCCUUGCCCGCUAUGCCGGCGUCGCCUUGGAGGAGCCGGUCCCCGAGCCUCUGGACGUGGACGUUGUCCUCGAGUCCCUCAAGUGCCUGUGCAACCUCGUGCUCAGCAGCCCGGUGGCGCAGGUGCUGGCGGCAGAGGCCCGCCUGGUGGUGAGGCUGGCAGAGCGCGUGGGGCUGGGCCCGCAGACCAGCUUCCCGCACGACGUCCAGUUCUUUGACUUGCGCCUCCUGUUCUUGCUCACGGCACUGCGCACGGACGUGCGGCAGCAGCUGUUUCAGGACCUGCAGGGGGUGCGCCUGCUGACCGACGCGCUGCAGCUGACCCUGGGACUGAUCCCGGGGGAGAGCCCGCCCGAGCUCCUUCCUCCCCAGGAGACCGAGCGGGCCAUGGAGAUCCUCAAAGUGCUGUUCAACAUCACCUUUGACUCCAUCAAGAGAGAGGUGGACGAGGAAGAUGCUGCCCGUUACCGGCACUUGGGGACCAUCCUGCGGCACUGUGUGAUGGUCGCUGCUGCUGGAGACCGCACGGAGGAGUUCCACGGGCACACGGUGAACCUCCUGGGGAACUUGCCCCUUAAGUGUCUGGAUGUCCUCCUUACCCUGGAGCCGCGUGAAGGCUCCCUGGAGUUUCUGGGAGCCAACAUGGAUGUGAUUCGUGUUCUCCUCAGCUUCCUGGAGAAGCGUCUGCACCAGACGCACAGGCUGAAGGAGAGCGUGGCCCCCGUGCUGAGCGUGCUGACGGAGUGUGCCCGCGUUCACCGGCCCGCCAGGAAGUUCCUGAAGGCACAGGUGCUGCCCCCACUGCGGGACGUGAGGACCCGGCCCGAGGUUGGUGAGUUGUUGCGGAACAAGCUUGUUCGCCUCAUGACACACCUGGACACCGAUGUGAAGAGAGUGGCCGCCGAGUUCCUGUUUGUCCUGUGCUCUGAGAGUGUGCCCCGGUUCAUCAAGUACACGGGCUACGGGAAUGCCGCCGGCCUCCUGGCUGCCAGGGGCCUCAUGGCGGGGGGCCGGCCUGAGGGCCAGUACUCGGAGGACGAGGACACGGAUACGGAUGAGUACAAGGAAGCCAAGGCCAGCAUAAACCCAGUGACCGGGAGGGUGGAGGAAAAGCCGCCCAACCCCAUGGAGGGCAUGACGGAGGAGCAGAAGGAGCAUGAGGCCAUGAAGCUGGUGAACAUGUUUGACAAGCUCUCCAGGCACAGAGUCAUCCAGCCCAUGGGGAUGAGUCCCCGGGGUCAGCUGACAUCCCUGCAGGAUGCCAUCUGUGAGACCAUGGAGGGGCAGCUCUCCUCGGAACCUGACUCUGACCCCGACUGAGGACAGCAGUCGUCUGUUCUCCCUACAGAACUGGUGCUGCUUCCAGAGAUGUCUUGGGACUGUGACCCGGGGAAGCCACGUCCCUGUCUAGCUUGGAGAUCCCUUGCUCUUUACUUCCAAAGUUCUGUUAAUGAUUUGUUUCUGGUCCAAUUUCUUAUCUGUAGGACUGUGAGGGCCUUGUCCUGCUGCAACUCUGGGAACUCAGCCUUGAUUUCUGCAGCUGAAGUAGUCUUGUGUGUGCAGGGGCUGCUGCCUGGGGACAGAGCUGGGCGUGAGCACACGCAAGCAUGUCCACCUCUGGCGGGCUUUCCCAGAGCUUCCAAGCCAAGCCAGUGCUGCGGUUCACAGGAAAAGAACUGGCUAGAGCUAUGUGUACUAAUGUCAGAAACAAAUUUCCAAGGUACGCUCUGCUCUUCCUGUCCCCACUGAGCUCAGGAUUGGUAGCCUCUUACGCAUCCGUGGUCCUUGCUCAGCUGUCUACUGUAGUGUCCACGGCGCCCAAGCUCUCACUGGUUGUGACAGUGGACUCCUGACCUUCCCACUGGUGUAGACCAUAAAUAGAUGAAGGGAAGUGUACCUUGUAAAGCCCUAAGUCUGGAUUUCUGUCACCUGCCACAAAAUGUCACAGAUGUCACAGAAAACAUCAUCUUGGAAUAAAGAGUUUCAAGCAAGA